Messenger RNA from Varroa destructor (honeybee mite), 3429 nucleotides. RefSeq names its product sodium-coupled monocarboxylate transporter 1-like. Gene Ontology annotation, molecular function: symporter activity. The record is from RefSeq and is a predicted model, not a curated record. Lineage: Eukaryota; Metazoa; Arthropoda; Arachnida; Mesostigmata; Varroidae. Gene Ontology annotation, cellular component: membrane. Gene Ontology annotation, biological process: transmembrane transport; sodium ion transport.
UAUCGCCUGCGUUCGUCGCUCAGGCAAGAAUGAGACCGUACAACACCCUCUCGCAAAAGAGAGAUAUAAUUGCUAUGCGUGCCAGUUCAGGCGAAAGGCCUAUCCUUCUACUUUACUACCCAGUUUACCGGUACUAGACUAUCUAGUUACAAGAGACCACGACGGGAAAAGGAUCAAUGGUCGCUUUAUUUUUACUCAGUUCGUAUGCGUCCUUCACGGUAUUGCCAUGGUGUCCGAUAGGCUCGUAGCUUUGCCCUAGGAUACCAGAUGAGAACUACAUCAGCCUAAGUGAGUCUACAGUUAAAAGCUUCGCGAUGCUGUUAAUCGCCUAGAGCAGGGCGUAUCUGCUAAACUACGUACCAAACCCAAAGCAGUGUAAAACUUGUCAGAAGAUUUUACUCUCCCAUUCCCCCUCCAUUUCUUUCCUCCUAUGUCUGCCCUUAAUAAGGAUUUUUCUAACACUAAACCGUACAAACUGUCUUGAAUGCCUUUCAUCCGCAACCAAUGUUGUUGCUAAGUCGCCUGUGUCUUCAGUUGCGAGAACUUCUUGUAAUGCGAUUGCUGAGAGAAGAACCUGACGUAUAGAGACAGCCUCUUAGCUAUCAGAUGACCGAAAAGGCAAAGCUGAGGUGAGCGGAAUCGGUCACAAGUGCUGAGUCCGAUCUCAUUUGACGUGCUAUGAUCUUAUGUAGACGCACUAUCUACAUCAAUGGUUGGUGCAGCCUGUUGAAGUAAUUUCCGCAAACGGAGCGACCGACGAAGUGGACGAAAUUAGCAGAUCAUCAAUUCGCGUUGGUGGUUCUUCUUCUUCUAAUCAUGCAGUACAAGAUGGGUAUUCCGGGUCCUCUAGAAGGCUCGACAGCAUCUUCUCUAAUCAGUUCAACUGAGGCCAAUGAUAUCGCAUCUGCAGACAGCUUGGUGUCUCGCUUCGGACCGUGGGACUAUGUCGUUUUCGUAGGGGCGCUCUUGGUGUCCGCCUUAAUCGGCUUGUACUACGCUUGCUCAGGGGGCAAACAAAGAACUACCUCAGAGAUGCUUCUCGGAAACCGAUCGCUGCCGGUGUUUCCUGUUUCACUUUCGAUCCUGGCCUCGUUCUUGUCUGCUAUUACAAUUCUCGGAACAGCUACGGAAAUGUAUCGCUUCGGAACUCAGUAUAUGCUCAUUAUAUUAAGCUAUUUCAUCGUUAUUCCGUCAGCUGCUUAUCUGUAUAUGCCCGUCUUCUACCGUUUGGAGCUGACCAGCGCACACGAAUACCUGGAACGUCGGUUUAGCAAAACCUGUCGAAUGCUAGCGACGUUGAUCUUUUCAAUUCAAAUGAUUGUAUAUAUGGCCAUCGUCCUGUACGCCCCGUCUUUAGCGUUAUCCCAGGUGACAGGUAUCAGCGUCUGGACCUCGGUGUUGUCGAUAGGCACCGUUUGCACCUUUUACACAUCUAUUGGAGGAAUUAAAGCUGUAAUUUGGACAGACGCAUUUCAGAUCGGAAUAAUGUACGCUUCCAUUAUGGCUGUAGUGAUCAAGGGCUCCACGGACCUAGGAGGAAUGGAUAACGUCAUCAAAACGGCCGCCAUCCAUGAUCGGAUCACAUUUUUCAACUUCAACCCGGAUCCUACCGACAGGCACACGGUUUGGGGCCUGAUCAUCGGCUGUAACUUUACCUGGCUUUCAAUUUACGGUACUUCUCAAGCAAUGGUGCAGCGUUAUUUAACUUUAUCGUCUGAGGAAAAAGCUCGACGGGCCAUAUGGCUUAAUUUACCCGGUUUGGUGUUCCUGCUGUUCGUUUGCUCCCUAGCGGGGCUGGUGAUGUUCGCCAAGUAUCACAGCUGCGACCCCCUUCAGGCAAAACGCAUUGUAGCUACCGAUCAGCUUUUGCCACUUUUCGUUAUGGACACGUUAGGCUUCUUUCCAGGGUUGCCUGGAUUUUUUGUUUCAGGGAUUUUCAGUGGGGCUUUGUCGACAGUCAGCUCAAGCGUCAACUCUUUAGCAACUGUUGCUCUAGAAGAUGUCGUCAAAGGCUAUUUAGAACGAGAACUGUCUGACCAGAUGGCGACAUGGGUGACCAAAGCAUUCGCGAUUUUCUUCGGAGUUUUGGCCAUUGCUUUGGUUUACGUCGCCCAGCAGCUUGGAAAUGUUCUGCAAGCAGCUCUGGCCACCUUCGGUAUCCUUGGUGGGCCCAUACUUGGCGUCUUCACAUUAGGAAUAUUUAUACCUCAAGCUAAUAAGCACGGCGCCGUAGUAGGUCUUUUGAUAUCACUGGCUCUCACUUUCUGGAUUGGCAUUGGAAACUUCAUCUAUAAGCCGCCCGUGUCGCCCGCUCCUAUUUCGGUUGCUGGCUGUCCUACCUGGAUCAACGCUACCUUACCUACACAGUUAUCGUCAUCCGCGACUGCAAAGGAGAUCGUCUGGUUCUACCGAAUCUCUUACGUAUGGUACUCGAUGAUAGCGACACUGUUGGUCAUUGUCGUUGGGUUACCGGUCUCUGUUUGCACUGGAUGCACCAUCCCAAAACAGGUCGAUGAUCGGCUGAUAAGUCCGCUAUACAACCAGUUCAUCAAAACGUUUGUACCGUUCGAACGAUAUAAGGAGAAGCUUCUGACCUCGCAGGGAAAAGAGGGCGGUGAUGAUAUGAAAAUGGUGCCAGUAAACAAAUCCCUAAAUGUUUCGAUGAGCGGAACAUUGAAUGCUGUUUUUGAUCACCGACUUGAAAAUAUGGACUUUACUCUGAGACGGAACAACAGCGAAAGCAGUCGUCUUAAAUAUGCAAACACGAACAAUUAUGCCGACUGCGGCCAUAUAUCUUCGCAUAUGUAGUUAAAAAGUUCAACUUUCUCUGACGUUCUGCGUCAGUUCUCUAUGGUCAAGUGACUUCAGUGCACGUCGAAGAACUAACCUUCCUGGCGUGAUCAAAACAUCUAGUCUAAACGCAUAAUCAAGACAGAGACAGGCUCUGGCUGAACAAACGAUUGCCACCGAACAUUUCUAAUAAGAUGAAAAAAGAAUUUCCUAUAGAUAUCAUGGUCGUUUUAGUACAUUACAUUCAAAAAAAAUCUGCUUUCUAAGUAUAUUUGUGCUUAUAUAUAUAUAUAAUUUAGUAUUAGUUUGCAAAAUGUACGGUAAUGCAAUAGACUUUAGAUCUGAUACACAAUCAGAAAGUAAUGUGAGUUCUCUUUUUAAAAAUCUGUUUCGAUCUUGUCCAUUGGAGAAGCUAUUCUCGUUUAUUUUAACCGCUUUGUUCACUGAAGUUAUGCUACUGUAGUCGGCGUCGCUAUCUCUAGGUGAGUUGAGCAUACGUGGUACAGCUCAAAAGCUGGUAGAAUUUGCUACAUGAAGAUAGGAAAACAUCAAAUCUACAUAUAUAUAUAUAUAUAUAUAUAUAUAUAUAUACUUGCGAAUUACACCAUUAUCGCAGGAUUACACUCUUAUUGUGUGUUA